Fundulus heteroclitus (mummichog) is the source of this 3963-nucleotide messenger RNA. RefSeq names its product beta,beta-carotene 9',10'-oxygenase. The coding region runs from base 161 to 1816 and encodes 551 amino acids. NCBI's taxonomy places the organism in Eukaryota, Metazoa, Chordata, Actinopteri, Cyprinodontiformes, Fundulidae. Gene Ontology annotation, biological process: retinal metabolic process; carotene catabolic process. Gene Ontology annotation, cellular component: mitochondrion. The record is from RefSeq and is a predicted model, not a curated record. Gene Ontology annotation, molecular function: beta-carotene 15,15'-dioxygenase activity; carotenoid dioxygenase activity. The transcript is spliced from 12 exons.
CUGACGUUACACAACAGCGCACACAGCUGAGCUGAGCUGAGCUGACAUGAGGAGGAGGAGCGACUUUGCAGCAUACAAGAGCCUUCCCCCGCAGUGAUGAAGCUUUCAUAAUCAGACAGGUCGCAGAUAUACAGGAGAGAGUCAGCACACAUCCACCCCGAUGGCUCCUGUGAAAGUGGUGAAUCCAGAUGAGGCGGAGCCUACUAAUAAUACCAAGAUCAACAUACUUAGUGGACUGGAGAGUAUCGCUUCUCUUUUGAGCACAGCAGAGGAAACCCCUGAACCAAUCUCUACCACAGUUCAAGGCAGUAUCCCAACCUGGAUCAAUGGUAACUUCCUUCGCAAUGGACCAGGGAAGUUUGAAUUCGGAAACACACACUACAACCACUGGUUUGAUGGGAUGGCCCUGCUCCACCAGUUUAAGAUCCAGAAGGGCCAGGUGACGUACAUGAGCCGCUUCCUGCAGAGCGACGCCUACAAGAAGAACAGCGAGGUGGACCGCAUCGUGAUGUCAGAGUUUGGUACCCUGGCGAUGCCUGAUCCGUGCAAAAACUUCUUCCAGAGGUUUCUCUCUCGCUUUGAGAUGAUGGAACCUACAGACAAUGCAAGCGUGAGCUUUGUGAAAUACAAGGGUGACUACUAUGUCAGCACAGAGACCAAUUUCAUGCACAAAGUGAACCCAGAAAACCUGGAAAUGGUGGAAAAGGUUGAUUGGAGCAAGUUCAUUGCUGUGAAUGGAGCCACUGCUCACCCACAUUAUGACCCAGACGGCACCGCUUACAAUAUGGGUAACUCCUACGGAAGCAAAGGAGCAAUGUACAACAUCAUCAGAGUACCCCCCGAGAAAACGGAAAGCAAUGAAACCCUGCAGGGCGCCAAAGUCCUUUGUUCAAUUGUUCCAGCAAACAAGUCCCAUCCCUCCUACUACCACAGCUUUGCUAUGUCCGAGAACUAUGUGAUUUUCAUCGAGCAGCCAAUUAAGAUGGACCUCCUGAAGAUAGUCACAUGCAAAAUAAGAGGAAAGGCUUUGAACAAGGGAAUAUAUUGGGAUCCAAAGCAGGAAACCGUCUUCCAUCUUGUUGACAAGCGCACAGGAGAGGUCACCCCCAUGAAGUACCACACCAAAGCCAUCUCCACCUUCCAUCAGAUCAACGCCUUCGAGGAGGACGGCUUCCUCAUGCUGGAUAUGUGCUGCGCAGAUGGCGGCCAAGCCAUCGGCAACUACCUUAUCCAGAAUUUACGCAAGUCAGGAGAGGCACUAGAUGAAGUGUAUAACACCACUGACAGGACUUUCCCUCGGCGGUUUGUUCUGCCCUUAAAUGUGACCGAUGACACGCCGACAGGCCAGAACCUGAACACCCGGCCUUCCAGCAGUGCGACAUGCGUCAAAAUCAGUGCCGACAAGGUGUUCUGCCAACACGAGGAUCUCCAUGGAGAUGACCUAUACAAGUACGGUGGCCUGGAGUUCCCUCAAAUCAACUACAGCAGAUUUAACACCAGACCGUAUCGUUACUUCUACGGCUGUGGCUUCAGACACAUGGUGGGAGACUCCCUGCUCAAGGUGGACUUGAAGGAUAAGACACUAAAGGUCUGGCAUCAGAAGGGUUUCUACCCAUCAGAGCCGGUGUUUGUGCCGUCGCCUGAUGCUGUGGAGGAGGACGAUGGAGUCAUCCUGUCGGUGGUCCUCACACCCUCACAGGAUAAGGGAACCUUUCUCCUCGUUUUGGAGGCAAAGACCUUUGAGGAGCUGGGAAGAGCCAAUGUGCCUGUUAACAUCCCUUAUGGCUUCCAUGGUGCCUUCUCUGCCUCUGCAUAAACCAGAGCCUGCUAUAAUAAGACAAUUAAAGUUGCUGAAUAUAUCACAGUUGGCCUAAGUUAGGUAUUAAGCAACAAAUAAACACCAUAUUCCUCAUGCUACCAAGUUACCGUUACAAUAUACGCUCACUUUAUUAGAUGCACCUUAUAGCACCCCUGUUUGCAUUCAGAACUGCUUUAAUUCUUCAUGGCAGAUGUUCAACAUGGUGUCUGAUACAUUCCUCAUGGAUCUGUGCCCAUAGUGACGUGAUGCUGACUGAACAUCCAUGAUGAAAAUCUUGUUAAAUGUAGCAGCUGAAAUCAAGACUCAUUGGAUGAGGCAACGUGUUGCUAUUUUAAUUUUUUUUUUUUUUCAUUUUAAUAAGCAGGUGUGAAUUGUUACCUCAGUUUUUUUCUGUUCUUAGCUGUCAGGAGUGGCACCCAUUGUGGUUUUCUGCUGCUGUAGCCCCUCUGCGUCAAGGUUCAAUUUGUGGUACGUUCAGAGAUGCUAUUUUUUUGUAUACCUUGGUUGUAAGAAGUAGCUAUUUGAGCUACUGUUGUCUUUCUAUCAUCUCAAACCAGUCCAAGCAUUCACCUGUGACCUCUGAGAUCAACAAGACCUUUUCAUCGUGACAACUAUCCAUCAGUGGAUCUUUUCCCUGUAGGGGACCCUUCGCUGUUAGUAAGGGAGAUGGUUGUGGGUGAAAAUAAGAGUAGAUUUGUAGUUUCUGAUGCAAGCCUUAACUGCCACCAAAAAGCCUAUGAUGUUCAGUCACUUAAAUCCCUUCCCUGCCUGCCCCCCCUCACUCGGGUCCCUUAUUUGAACUGCAGGAAGUUGUCCCACCUCAAGAUGCAUAAAUGUACCAAGUUGCUGCAAUGCCAUUGGCUGAUUCACCAUUUGUAUUAUAUAAGCAAUUGAAAAGGUGUACCUAACAAAGUGGUUUAUGAGUGUAUGUUUAAUGGGGCUCGAAAGGGCACAGGAUUUUGCAAUGCAUUGUGGGAUGCAGCCGCCAUUUUCCGGAGCAACUUGGUUUUUGUUUACAUUGCCGAUUCGGUUGCUUGCUGUGAGAGAUAGAGAGGCAAAGUGCCUAAAAAUGGACCACACUAAAAAGAUAAGCGAUGGAGUGUACCGAGACAAGCUAGAUGGCGUUCCGAAGGUUCGUUAUCGUGAAAAAGUCUCUAGUAUAUGUGGGAUUGAUUAAUAUGAACAUGAUAAAUGGACAGAAGGUUUACAUGACCUGCCACUGCCCACUCACAAGCUAAACUUGUUUUCUAUAUUAUUACAUGAAACAGCAUAGCAAGCUUUGAGAAACACACAUGCUCAUUACUAGUUUUAAAUGCCUUCAGUUAUAAUGAAAUAUCAUAGAUAACCUCCAUGUAGUGAGGACAAUUGAUGAUGUAAUGUCUAAAUUAAUCUCCUAUGCCGUGGAGGAUCUCCUUUUCUCCCACUGUUUUUUGUAGCCUCAGCUGGCUAGGCUAGCGCUAGCAGCCUGCUAAAAGCUCAACAAGCUUUGAUUCAAACUUGACAGUCUGAUAAUGCCCUGAACACAUACAUGUAUCGGGAUAUGGCGUUGAAAGGGAGCUUUGGUCAUCUCACGGCUGCAAUCCAGAGUCUAUUCUGCAUCUAUUUGUUAGUUCAGAGAUACGAGCUCCUUGGGUUUGAUUCCAUGCUGGUAAACCCUAAAAUCACAACUGAUUGUUGUUUUUCCCGAAGCGACCGUGUGAAUGAGUGCAACAGCUAAUGACACACGUUUGCACCAUGUUUUUUACUUUUUAAAACCAGAAAGCAACCUGGUGCUCGGGUUUCCCCAGAUGGAGUGUGGUUGUGACGUUGCCCUAUCAAGCCCCAAACAUUCACUUGUGUUACUGAUUAAAUGCAGAAAUCAUAUUUUCUGCUUUCUCUGAAAUUUUCCUCAUCAACAUAUAGACUGAAAUACAUGCUAAUCAUUAUAGUCUCCUUUUCUUUUCUUAUCAAGCAUGAACUCAAAAAGAUUUCCUUGACGACACACCACAGUAUUAUUAAACCUGUGUGCAUUACUAUGGAAUAAGCUGCCAAAGUCAUUUUUUUAAUAAUAUAACUACUUUACUAUUUUGUACUCUAAUAUUUGUAAAUCCUUUUAUAUUGCCUUUUGACAACGGUUUAAUUAAAUGUAACUUUUGUGAACUUCU